AUGCAACAGUACGACAGGAUUCUCUCUUGUUACAGGAGACAAGUCGAGCGAGAGUUUUCCACUGGAAAAGUCAAAGUGAGAAUGUGUAUGCAACAGUACGACAGGAUACUCUCUUGCUACAGGCGCCCUGGCCUUGAAGAAGACGUUCAAAUGGUGAAAGAAAGGCAUAACAACGGGAACGAGCACAUACUUGUGAUGAGCAGAAAUCAGGCCUUCGUUGUGCAUACCCGAACUGGUGGUCGCCUUCUAUCAUUUGCCGAUAUCCUCUUCCAACUGCAAGAAGUUAUUCGCAUGUCAGAAGCUAGAAAAGGUCUCGUCAUACCUCUUGGCGCCUCUGCUGCAGGUGAUCGAGCAACAGCAGCUCGUUUCUGGAAUAUACUCCGAGAAGGCUUUAUAAUCUUGUGA
Messenger RNA from Strongylus vulgaris, 405 nucleotides. Lineage: Eukaryota; Metazoa; Nematoda; Chromadorea; Rhabditida; Strongylidae. The record is from the annotation of a GenBank genome assembly.